GGUUCGCCUUGUCUGCGAUGAGAACAUCUCGUUCAUUUGGUUUUUGUCUUCACCCCAUAAAGUUGAUACAACUACAAAAUGGCGGACGCAGCUCCAGCCCGUAGUGGAUUCCGAGGUGGAUUUGGCUCUCGCGGUGGUCGUGGUGGACGUGGUCGUGGCCGUGGACGCGGCGCACGCGGUCGUGGUGGCAAGGAAGAUUCCAAGGAGUGGGUGCCAGUGACCAAGCUGGGUCGUCUGGUGCGAGAGGGCAAGAUCAAGUCGCUCGAGGAGAUCUACCUCUACUCGUUGCCCAUUAAAGAGUUCGAGAUCAUCGAUUUCUUCUUGGGCUCUGCUCUGCGCGAUGAGGUCCUCAAGAUCAUGCCCGUCCAGAAGCAGACGCGUGCCGGUCAGCGCACACGUUUCAAGGCUUUCGUCGCCAUUGGCGACAACAAUGGCCACAUCGGUCUGGGUGUCAAGUGCAGCAAGGAAGUCGCAACCGCUAUCCGUGGUGCCAUCAUCCUGGCUAAACUGUCUGUUGUGCCCGUACGUCGUGGCUACUGGGGCAACAAGAUCGGCAAGCCCCACACCGUGCCCUGCAAGGUUACCGGCAAGUGCGGUUCCGUAUCGGUGCGUCUAAUCCCAGCGCCCCGUGGUACCGGUAUUGUCUCAGCUCCCGUACCAAAGAAGCUGCUGACCAUGGCUGGCAUUGAGGAUUGCUACACCUCCGCUCGUGGCUCAACCGGUACCUUGGGUAACUUCGCCAAGGCUACCUAUGCUGCUAUUGCCAAGACAUACGCCUACCUGACUCCGGACUUGUGGAAGGAAAUGCCUCUGGGCUCCACACCCUACCAGGCAUACUCUGAUUUCCUGUCGAAGCCAACGGCUCGUCUGCACGCCGAUGCCUAAGAUCAUCGUGAACCAGAUUUUUUGAAUAAACAAAACUUCUAUAUUACA
Drosophila novamexicana is the source of this 933-nucleotide messenger RNA. It is a transcript of the gene RpS2, whose product is annotated as 40S ribosomal protein S2. The transcript is spliced from 2 exons. Gene Ontology annotation, cellular component: ribosome; cytosolic small ribosomal subunit. Gene Ontology annotation, biological process: translation. The record is from RefSeq and is a predicted model, not a curated record. Gene Ontology annotation, molecular function: structural constituent of ribosome; RNA binding. Bases 79 to 885 code for a protein of 268 amino acids. Lineage: Eukaryota; Metazoa; Arthropoda; Insecta; Diptera; Drosophilidae.